CACUGCCUGAUGCUGCGGACUUAGGUGUGCCUUCCGAGUGCUUUCUCUGGUGAUUUUUAUCUCCUCUGUGUGCUGAGCAAUUUUUUUUUGUGCUGCAAGGGAGUGCGAAUGCGUCUAAAGGAGCAUGAGCCAGGAACAGAGCGGGUGAUGACAGCUGAAGAGAUGCUCACAGCUCUCUUCUGCCUGAUUUAUUGUGGAGGUUCCUGGAGCUGAAUGGAGUAAGAGAGACGUGUGUGUACUUUUUGGAAAGUGAGAGAAACCAGGGAGAUCUAGAAGGAGGGGAAAUGAAAGACCGAACAGCAUGAGUGAAGUGUAGAAGAGUUAAAAUAGCGACAUCUAACAAGAGUCAGAUGACUUCUAUUAGACCGAGAAGGAGGUAGAAAGGGGUUGGAGAAGGGAGGUUGUGUUUAUAGAGUACAGAGAGAGAAGUGUGUGUUUUUUUUCCCUCUCAGGAAGCAGGUGUGACUGCGCUGACUGAGCCUCCUCUUACUGUGUCAGUAGCACUCAGUGCACACGCAAAGGAUUGCUCCAGUGCCAGAAACCGUGUGAGAGAGAGAUACAGAGAGAGACUGAUAAAACUGCUGGAACAUAUUCUGUGUGUUCACUAGAUUGAAAAUCAGCCUGCAUGGCUUUAUUUUAGCAGUGAAAGACUUCGAAUCAGUGAGGACAGACACCGAGACCCUGAAGAGCAAUCGUGCCAGCCACAUCCAUCAACAUGUCAUCAAACGAGCUGAGCGCCCCAGACCCAGAGCCCUGCAUCCGCACCUUUAAGGAGCACAUGCGCCUGGAACUGGAGCCUCCGAGACUCGUCACGUCUCCAAAAGUGUCCCCGCGCAGCUCCCCUCGCCUCUUUCGCCGACUCAUGGUCAACAAGGGUGGCCGCCACCGACGACGCUUCACCGUCGCACACACUUGUUUCGAUGUGGAGAAUGGGCCGUCUGCAGGAUGCAGUCCUCUGGAUCCACAGGCCUCCCCUGGCUCAGGGCUUAUCCUGCACCCCAACUUCUCCCAAACCGGACACAACCAGCGGCGAGAGUCUUUCCUCUACCGGUCAGACAGCGACUACGAUCUCUCGCCCAAAUCCAUGUCCCGCAACUCCUCUGUCACCUCAGAGCUGCAUGGGGAUGACCUAAUUGUCACGCCUUUCGCUCAGGUUCUGGCUAGCCUUCGAAGUGUCAGAAACAAUUUCACCGUGCUGACUAAUGUACAGUGUACAUCAAACAAGAGAUCACCAGCUACCACGCAGCCCUCCCUCACCAGAGUCUGUCUGUCUGACACUGCAGAGGCACUCGCUCUGUCACGUAGACACUUCAAAGUUGUUAUUCCAGAAGCCUACCGCUUAGAUUGCCAGUCUGUCAACCUUAUGAUGCCUCCAACAGACGAGUCGUACCAGAAACUGGCUGUGGAGACCAUGGAAGAAUUGGACUGGUGCCUGGAUCAGCUCGAGACCAUCCAGACCUACAGGUCCGUCAGCGACAUGGCCUCCAACAAGUUCAAGAGAAUGCUGAACAGGGAGCUGACGCACCUUUCUGAGAUGAGUAGAUCUGGCAACCAGGUGUCAGAGUUCAUCUCCAACACCUUCUUAGACAAACAGAAUGAGGUGGAGAUCCCUUCGCCCACACCAAAAGCCCGGGAAAAGAAGAAGAAGCAGCAGUUGAUGACUCAGAUCAGCGGUGUGAAGAAGGUGUCUCACGGGCCCAGCCUGAACAGCGGCAUCACCCGCUUCGGUGUCAAAACCGACAAGGAAGAGCUGCUGUCUAAGGAACUAGAAGACCUGAACAAGUGGGGCCUGAAUAUCUUUACUGUGUCGGAAUAUUCCAACAGUCGUCCCCUAACGUGCAUCAUGUACGCCAUCUUCCAGGAACGAGACUUGCUCAAGACAUUCAAGAUCCCGACAGACACAUUUGUGAUGUAUAUGAUGACACUGGAGGACCACUACCACUCAGAUGUAGCCUACCACAACAGUCUUCAUGCUGCUGAUGUGGCCCAGUCCACACAUAUACUCCUCUCCACACCUGCACUAGAUGCUGUCUUUACUGAUUUGGAGAUCCUGGCUGCCAUUUUUGCAGCAGCCAUCCAUGAUGUGGAUCAUCCGGGGGUUUCCAACCAGUUCCUCAUCAACACAAACUCUGAAUUGGCUCUCAUGUAUAACGAUGAGUCAGUGCUGGAGAACCACCACCUUGCUGUGGGCUUCAAGCUCCUUCAAGAGGAGAACUGUGAUAUCUUCCAGAACCUCACAAAGAAACAGAGGCAAUCGCUCAGAAAGAUGGUUAUCGACAUGGUACUUGCCACAGAUAUGUCUAAACAUAUGAGCUUACUAGCCGAUCUCAAGACGAUGGUAGAGACGAAGAAAGUUACCAGUUCAGGGGUACUGCUUUUGGACAACUACACAGACAGGAUACAAGUCCUUCGAAAUAUGGUGCACUGUGCUGACCUUAGCAAUCCCACCAAGUCUCUGGAGCUGUACCGCCAGUGGACAGACCGCAUCAUGGAAGAGUUCUUUCACCAGGGAGACCGCGAGAGAGAGCGUGGCAUGGAGAUCAGCCCCAUGUGCGACAAACACACAGCAUCCGUGGAAAAAUCCCAGGUUGGUUUCAUUGACUAUAUUGUCCAUCCACUGUGGGAGACCUGGGCUGACCUGGUCCACCCUGAUGCGCAGGACAUCCUUGACACACUGGAGGACAAUCGAAACUGGUACCAGAGCAUGAUUCCUCAGAGUCCCUCUCCACCCUUCUACCAGCCUGAAAAAGAGGGACAUGGUGGAGGACCAGGGGCUGACAAGUUCCAGUUCGAGCUCACUCUAGAGGAGGAGGACUCAGAAGGCACAGAAAAAGAUGAACAGAGUCAGGGGGAUGAGGAGGAUGAGGAGGAAGAGGCAGAGGAGGCAGAUAGAGAGGAGGAGAUGGAGCCAGCAACCACACACAUCCAAAUCGUAACUGAAGACGCCUCACCAGUGGAUACAUAGGACCUUGUAGCCUAUUUUAAUGGCUAGUAACCAUUUUUUUCCCCUCGCAAUCUGGCAGUUGGUGCUUUUUAACAAAGCCCAGAGAGAGAGCGUUUUUUGGGCCUCUUGGGAGGAGCAUGACUGGCCCUCCUUGCACUUAUGUUUGGAGCCAGUUGGGUUGGAGCGCUCAGGAAAUAAAUGCUGCAGAUGAUAAUUAUUUUUUUGGAGCUGACUGACUGAGAGGUGACUCUGUGACACAGGAAGGAUUGGGGCCAAUGAUAGAGGUGUGUUUGUCUAGUUAGGCAAGCAUUUGUGGAGUUGACACUACUGAGAGAUUUUUUUUUAUGUACCAAGUGACUUUUUUUCUAAAGCUAUCGGGAUUAGUCGGGGUAGCAAACGAACUACUGAUGAACAAGUAUUUGUAAAGAAAGAAACUGUUUACUUUUCUGUACCAUUUGUCUAAAGACUUUGUGUGCCUUUUUUACUAUUGUCUUUUUAAUGGUCUUUUUUUAUUUAUUGAACACACUUUAGUAUAACUGUACAUGGAAAUGUUUUUUGUUUUCCUUUGUUCUUUUGUUUUAUUUUUCCUAAAGGCAAACCAGACAGCUUACACGCAGAGUCGUUUUCUACAAACCGAAGAGAAAACUCAGUGUCUUCCUUUAUAUUUGGCAAUAGAAAUGAAAUAAUCCAAAUACCUGAAAUGUAUAUUCCAGUCGAAAGAUGCACUUUGUCAAUUUUUUUUAUACUCGUCCAGUCCUUUUGGUCUUGUUCAGUUGCGAAUUUGCAACGAGCUCAUUUUGUAUAUAUAUAUAUAUAUAUAUAUAUAUAUAUAUAUAUAUAUAUAUAUAUAUAUACAAUUCACAAAACGCAUUUAAGCAUAAUGACAAUUAAAAAAUUGGGCCAAUUGAAUGCACUUAGGCAAACAUUACAGAGCUCCUAAAUAUACUGAUUUAAUAGAAGCAAACUGAAGCAAUAUUCAGUUUUUAUCUAUAGAAGCCCCAAGGAUAUUUCUAAAAAAAAAAAAAAAAAAACAAUGUAAAAAAAAAAUUCCUUCAGCUUCCAUUCAUUAACAUCAGUUCUCAUAGCAAGCUUUUACUUUUAUGAUUUUUUUUCACAGAUUACCUUUUCUGUGGGCAAUACAGUCACGAUUUAAUUUGUGACUCUUGUGAGUUAAAAACAACGGACAUUAGAACAAACAAAUGAAUAAAUAAAGUUCCAGCUUUAAACAUUUGAACCCAAAUCCAGUUUAAAGCAUAAAGCUACUUUACCUGCAUUAGACCAUUCAAUUAGACCACAUUAUACAUAUUAUUGUCCUGUCUAUUCCCGAAGUGGCGUGCGUGUGUGUCUGCGUGUGUGUCUGUGUGUGUGUGCGCACGCACUUCUUUCUCUUCUAUCAUAUACAUGUUUUGUUUUUACACACCUCUGUUAAAUUUGUUGAUGUUAGCUGAAGUCGGUCCUUUGCUGUUUAUAACAGUGUAUUUAUUACCUUUGUAAAUACGGAAUGAUGUUUCUUUGUAAAUUUAUUUUUAAUUUAUAUGCACUUGCAUUACCGAAAUUUGGUGGUGUUUUUUUGUGUAGUAGGCUCUUGGAUAGAGUCUGUUAUAUUUUGUAAUAUUGUUUUGUUUUUGUUUGUUUGUUUUUAAAUAUUGCUGAAUAAAUAUAUAUUAUACUAUAUAUAAAUAUAUAUGCUAUAUAAAUAUAUCGCACAAUAUACAACUGCCCAGAGAAGUAGCUUAAAGACACACAACCCAAUGAUUACCGGGAGAGCCUGUAGAUACGACACACGAACAUACUGUAGACAUCCGUCAGGCAUUAGAUGCUUUGUGUAUCACUGUUUGGUGCAACAUUUAAAAAGAAAUCUGACACCACGAGAUCACAGACAAAGUGGCACGCGGCUCGAAAACCUCUGCACACUUUUGAAUGCAGAUUGCUAAUAAUGGCUCAGAAAUAUUUACACGAUGCUGGACUCUUAUACCACACACGUUGGUCACAAAAUAUCACGAUCUCUGAACACCAAUGUGAAAUUGAUAUGAAUUACAAAAGAAAAAGGUUUUUAAAAAUGUGAUCUUCUGUAAUUAUUUGUGCUAAUGUGAACUAUUUUUCUGACCUUGUUAGCAGUUUUAAAAUUCAAUUUGUCAGUAUAACUUUGUUAAUCUAUGUUUAAGAGCUUUUGGUCCAAUUUGUGUCCAAAAGGAUUAGUCAGAGUUAGUAAUAUCUGCAUGAGGGAUGGGUUUUUUCGUCUAGUAAAUCCCACAUUGUUGCAGGUGAAUAUUUAAUGUUUCACACAAUGUAUGGUAUAAUAUUGUAUAUUGUGUUCAAUAAAAUCAAAAACUACUUUUCUAUGAAGUGAUUAAAAAAAUGACGCAUGAAUAUA
Messenger RNA from Silurus meridionalis, 5318 nucleotides. It is a transcript of the gene pde4ba, whose product is annotated as phosphodiesterase 4B, cAMP-specific a. Gene Ontology annotation, molecular function: transmembrane transporter binding; 3',5'-cyclic-AMP phosphodiesterase activity. Gene Ontology annotation, cellular component: cytosol; nucleus; perinuclear region of cytoplasm. NCBI's taxonomy places the organism in Eukaryota, Metazoa, Chordata, Actinopteri, Siluriformes, Siluridae. Gene Ontology annotation, biological process: signal transduction. The transcript is spliced from 16 exons. The record is from RefSeq and is a predicted model, not a curated record. Bases 716 to 2965 code for a protein of 749 amino acids.